This is a messenger RNA of Ostreococcus tauri, 3096 nucleotides long. RefSeq lists its product as uncharacterized. The coding region runs from base 1 to 3096 and encodes 1031 amino acids. The transcript has a single exon. NCBI's taxonomy places the organism in Eukaryota, Viridiplantae, Chlorophyta, Mamiellophyceae, Mamiellales, Bathycoccaceae. The record is from RefSeq and is a predicted model, not a curated record.
AUGGCGACGCGUGCAGACGUGCCGUCGACGUCGUUCUCGGUGCGCGUCGGUGCGCGCGCGCGCGUACGGGGGUCGGAAACGGUCGAUUCGCGCGCGCGCCGCCGGUGCGCGUCGUCGACGUUUCGCUCGAGCGUUCCCGCGCGGGCGUCGAUCGAGGGCAAAGAGGGACGAAGAAAGGGCGAGCGAUACCUUCGGGAGUCCGCGGGGGUGAAACCUGGAACGUUAGGGGGGGGACGGGAGAGCGCGGGCGCGGAUGGUAGCGCGGAGGCGUCGACGCGCGCGCGGAGCAAGCCCGAGGUGUUGGCGCCCGCGGGCGGAUGGCCGCAACUGCGCGCGGCGAUCGAGAGCGGUGCGGACUGCGUGUACUUGGGGUUGGAUGCUCUGAACGCGCGGGCGCGGGCGAGUAAUUUCACGUUGGAGGAGCUAUCGGAGGUGGUGAAGUACACGCGUUCGAGAGGGCGUAAAUGUUACGUGACGAUGAAUGUCUUGGUGUUCGAUGAGGAGUUGAAAACGGCGGAGCGGUUGAUCCGGGGCGUCGCGAAGGCCGGUGCGGACGCAGUGAUCGUGCAAGACGUCGGCGUGGCGAAGAUGAUUCGAGAGUUGGCACCGAAUCUUCCGAUUCAUGGCUCGACGCAGAUGUCGGUGACGAGCGCCGAGGGCGCACGGUUCGCUAAAGAGUUGGGAUGUAAACGCGUCGUCGUCGGCCGAGAGCUCAGCGUGCGAGAAAUUGCGGCAGUCAAGGCCGGCUGCCCCGACGUCGAGGUGGAGGCGUUCGUUCACGGCGCGCUGUGCGUGAGUUACAGCGGCCAGUGUUUCUCGAGCGAGGCGUGGGGUGGGCGGAGCGCGAACAGAGGGCAAUGCGCCCAGGCGUGUCGCAUGCCAUAUGGUUUGGUCGUCGACGGCGACUUGCAGGAGAUGGGCGACGUGAAGUACUUGCUCUCGCCUCAAGAUUUAAUGGCGGUCGAACUUGUGCCGGAGCUUAUCGACGCCGGCGUCGGGUGCUUUAAAAUCGAGGGACGGUUGAAGGGACCUGAAUACGUUGCGAGCACGACUCGGGCGUACAGACGUGCCGUGGACGCAGCGUGGGAAGCGACGCAACGGGGGUGUGAUGUUGAUCCGUCCGAGCUGUUGACGAAUGAACAACGAAUAGAGCUGACACAGGUGUUUGCGCGCGGGCAAGACGCCGAGUUUGACGGUCUCACGCCCGGAUUUUUGGAGGGGCCGAAACAUCAGCGCUUGGUGCGCGGACGCGCGCCGAGGCAUCGCGGCGUCUUCCUGGGAGAAAUCACGCGCGUGAUCAGGAACGGACGAACGAGCGGUGAGGUCAUGAUUCGCGUGAGUGAUGGAGUGGAGAUGAAGCGAGGUGACGGCGUCGUCAUCGAUCGAGGCGCUCCGCAAGACAAGGAAGAGGGCGGGCGCGUGUUCGAAAUUUUUGACAGUAACCGACAGCUUGUUGGUGGAAAGGGUGAGGGUGUCACCGACGGUGAGUACACCAUCGCGUUCGGAUCGAAUCAAAUUGAUUUCGAUAGAAUCGAGGUCGGGCAGCUCGUCUGGCGGACUUCGGAUCCAACGCUCGAGGCGAAGUUGGCGAAGAUGGUUCCCACGGAACAAGUGAGUCGUGAAGGAUUCAGAGACUCUGUGGCUGUCGUUGUUCGCGGCGCCCUCAACGAGCAGCUCGUCGUUCAAAUAAUAGACGAAGCCGGUCGGACGGGUGAAGGACGCACAUUUUCAGCGCUAGAAUCAAGCCAAAACAAGGCCCUGGACGAAAAGUCUCUUCGUAAAGCCAUCGGCGAGCUCGGAGGUACGCCUCUCGUCACGGCAAGUGUCGACGUCUCUGCACUACGAGGAAUAGUGUGCGACGGAGACGAAGCUCCGAUCCCUGGGAAGGGACUGUACAUAUCACCGACAGAGAUUAAGGCGGCACGACGUGACGCAGUGGAGGCGCUUCUGCGAGAGCGACGGACCGGAGGUCCGGACCGCGCGGAAGGAUUGGCAAACGAUGAAGUCGUCGACGCUCUCGUUCGUAAUGCAUGGUGGGGCGAUGGCGCGAGAAAAUCUCAAACGUCGACGAUGGCGACGACGAAGAAGUCCGCGCGAAACGAUGAAGCGUCGAUCUCCGUACUCUGCCGCACGCGUACGCAGGCAGAGGCGGCGAUAGAGGCGGCUGGCUUUGAUGAAAUUGUGUUGGAUUUCUUAGAGGUGCACGGCCUCGCCAAGGUGGUGAAGCUCGUGCAAGACGCUGGAAAAACAGCGGUCGUCGCGACGCCUCGCGUGCUCAAACCCGAGGAGGAACAACUCUGGCGAUUCUAUCUCAACCUCGGCGCCGAUGCACUGCUUGUUCGUUCUGCUGGACUCUUGAGAACCCUUCUCGAUUUGAGGGAGUCUGGAUCGGAAGACGUACCAUCGUUACGCGGCGAUUUUUCGCUGAACGCUGCCAACUCCAUCGGGGCCGAUCUCUUCCUUCGAUCUGGACUCGAUCGAUUGACGCCGACGCAUGAUUUAAACGCGGAGCAACAACGCGCAUUGGCCGAAUCGCUCGGCCCCGAGGGAGCAUCCAAGCUCGAGGUCAUCGUGCACCAGCACUUGCCAAUUUUCCACACUGAGCACUGUGUCUUCUGUCGGUUCAUGUCCGACGGAAACUCGUUCAAGGACUGCGGUCAUCCUUGUGAGAGCAAAAGUCUGCACCUGCGAGACGACCACGGCGCCGAUCACCUCGUCCUUGCGGACAUGGGCUGCCGUAACACCGUCUUCAACGCCCAGGCGCAGACUGGUGUGGAUUUCCUCAAGAUGUUCCUCGCCGCCGGCAUCACGCAUUUCCGAGUCGAGCUCGUGGACGAGCCCGCGAUCGUCGUUCGUGAUAUCUUACAAGUCUACGCUGACGUCGCGAGCGGGAAGAAAUCUCCCUCUGAGGCCGCAUCGUGGCUCUCCAAGCUGCCGGACGCGAACGGUCGCGCUCAUGGCGUCUCGAAAGGCUCGCUUGAGGUCAAGACCGAGAUCUCCCGAGGCGACCUCAGACCGACCGCCGCGGCGAGUCGCGAGGCCACCAAGAAACGUGCGUCUCCACCGAGCAAACCGUCCCCAAGGCGCACGCGUUGA